Messenger RNA from Guillardia theta CCMP2712, 2379 nucleotides. RefSeq lists its product as hypothetical. Gene Ontology annotation, molecular function: mRNA binding; protein binding. Bases 1 to 2379 code for a protein of 792 amino acids. The record is from RefSeq and is a predicted model, not a curated record. NCBI's taxonomy places the organism in Eukaryota, Cryptophyceae, Pyrenomonadales, Geminigeraceae. The transcript has 3 exons.
AUGUUGGAUACUAAGAAAGACAGAAGAUGGUGGGAAACAAGGAUGAGCGAUGGGGAGAAACAAGACGUGCUCAAUGCCAAAGCCAUUCGAGGAGACAAGCCUCCUCCCAAGGUCACGCUCGCGCCUCCAUACCUCAAGAAGAAGAAGCACAGAAACGAUGAGGAGGAGCUUGAUGACGUUGACUUGACUCCCGAAGAGGCCCGUAAGCUUAAAAAGAAACAAUUCCUUGAAAUGAAGCAAAAAGAAGAGAACGAUGCGAGGUUGAGAGAUGAAUGGUUUUCUUUCGUUCAAAACAAAGACAGGGCGGACAUUCUAAAAUCUGGGAUGGAAAACCUCAACUCGUUCGUGCGAUGGAGGCAAAGCCAAGGAUAUCAGAAGAUGGUUCGGCUCAGACCGCAGACAGCACCAGCCACUUCAAUACCUUGGACACAUGUUGCCAAGGAAAGUGAGACGUCUGCCAUGGAGAGCCACAAGAUUCAUUCUAGAUUGAUACGUCAGUAUAUCUCAGCAAUUGCCCCGAGCAACGCUGACACGACGAAAAAAACGUUCAAACUUGAAAAACACCUUGCUCCCUACUUCUUGGUGGCCGAAGAGGAAGUUACGUCCAGACGAUGUAUUCCACUGCAGCUGUCACAAGAAAAGAACGUGGUCGUCAUCGGAAGAGCCGAGAAAAGUGACAUUGUGUUGGAGAAAUCUUGGGUCUCGGCCGAUGAUCUGCAGUCAAUGUCCAGACGUCAUUGCGAGGUCUCGUUGGAGAAAGAUGUUCUUUACUUGAAGGACUGCAGCAGCAACGGUACCUUUGUCAAUGGCAAGCGAUGCAACAACGACACAGUCAUCUUGAAGAUUGGGGACAAGAUCAAGUUUGGAAAUUGCAACUCGAAGCUGGAGUACGUUAUUGUUGCACCAAACGUGACAGCCCCCAUCUCUCAGUUUCCUCCCUCUCGGAAAGCAUCGCAGUCUUCAUUGCAGACGUCCAUCUCGCCAGCAGAUGAGAUGAAGAGAAACAGGAUACUGGCGGGUGAGGAGAACCUUGCCCGGCAGUGUGCAGACAACGCCUUCUCGCUGUGGAAGAACAUGAACAACAUACAGCCCAUGGCGGCUGCUCGCACGUUUGCCAGGUUCGGCGAGGCCGGAACUUCAUUUCAAGUUGUGCAUGCAGCCGCUGGUUUCCACCACCUCGCGCAGACUCCUCUUGGCAUCAACAACAUCCUCGCAGCUGGAGCCGUCCAGAGCCUGUUUCAUAUCGUCAGUCGAUGCAGCAACUCGUUCUAUAAGGAGCUCACGUUGGAGGUCAUAGGGAAGCUGUGGAAAGCUUCAGCCGAGGGGAGAGGCCUGAUGAAGAAGAACAAGCUGAUGCAGAGCUUGAUGGAGGAAAGGACGAGGGAGGAGAACAGAGUGAUCCAGCAUAAGAUAGAAGCCGUCGUGAACGAGCUCGAGAAGUUCGACACAGAAAGGAUCGAACUUGUGGAUAGUCGUCCCAGCACAGCAUACUCUGCUUGCUCUACUGUGAAAGCCAGUUCCAGGCCCACGACAGCCAAGCUCGUUAACGGGCGCUCUUUCAGCCGUCCAAGCAGCGCCCUGGAGUCCUCAGCUUCAUGGAUGCAGCAGAAGAACAUACGGGCACUGAGACCCAACACAGCAAGUGGCAAUAGCUCGCAGUGGUACCAGUCCAUCUUCGAACCUGCUGACCUGGCAGGCGACGAGCAAGCUGAAGGUGCAGGAGUUGACAGCUUCGUCACGCAGCCUGAAGGAGACGGGAGUGCUCUAGAGGUACAGCAGCUGGUGGAGGAGGACUCGGUUCCACGAGACUGGAUCAAGCCGCAGGAAGGACGAGGGUCCAAGUGGAAGGCGAUCAGAAACAACCUGCUGAGAACGAGGGUGCAAGGUCGCCCCCAGAGCGCGAUGAACAGGGCAAGUAGACCGCUGAGCGGGCUGCAUGUCCGGGCGAGGCCUCACUCAGCGACUGAAGAGCACGAGCACGAGCUGGGCGGGAGGUCAGAGGAGAGGGUGGAAGAGUAUCCUCGAGAUCCUCUCUACGACUCCGACCCCAGCAGGUCGCUCAGGUUCCGCCUGCCGUCACGGGCCAGCCAAGCUGGACUUGAGCUUGAGCCCAUCGAUGAGAGCGCGUCCUACCUGCAUGACGAGAGCAGCCCCAAUGACAGCAGGCAAGACCCUGAGAGCCCAGCACGACCAGCCGAGCGACAUGGCGGCGACCUGAUGAAUGGGCAAGACAAGGCUGUGAUGGAGAAGAUCCGAUACAAGCAGAAGCUGAUGCAGUCACUGAAACUCAUGUACACGGCUGAGAUGGCUGGCCUUGAGAGUGAGAUCUUUGAUCUGCUGCAGGACGUGCAGCCGUCAGAAGAGAUGGAGAGAGAUUGA